Molecule: messenger RNA, 1386 nt
Organism: Panicum hallii
Lineage: Eukaryota; Viridiplantae; Streptophyta; Magnoliopsida; Poales; Poaceae
Exons: 1
Coding region: 1-1386 (461 amino acids)
Source: RefSeq, a predicted model, not a curated record
AUGGAUAUGAUGGAUCCUUCCGUCUGCCGCCUCCACCCGGGCGUCGCCGUCACCGGCUUCUGCCCCGCCUGCCUCCGCGACCGCCUCGCCGGCCUCCAACCGCCCUCCUCCGCCGACCUCCGCCGUUGCAAGUCCUUCUCCUAUGCGCGCUCUGCCGCCGCGAUGGAGCCGCAGCGCCGUUCCUGCGACCUCUUCCGCCACCAGCAGCCCAUCGUGGCGGCGGUGCCGGAGGAGCACCUGGAUUAUUAUCAGUAUCAGGAUGAGGCGGCCGCGCGGCCCCACGAACAAGACGCCUCCAGAAAGUCCUUGGGGGGCCUCCUGGGCAGGAAGCUGCAGCAAUGGCGCCGCAAGAACAAGAAGGAGCCGGAGAUGCCCAGCCGGCAGCGCCACCGGCCCUCCUGCGACGCCGACCCCCUGUCGGGACCGGUGCCGUCGCUGGGUCGCCUGCCCGCCACGUUGCUGUCCCUGUCCGUGGAAGAGGACGACGACAUGGCGCCGCCGCCGGUCCCGCGCUCCGAUGGGCAAAUCCCCGUGGAGGAAGACUACUACUACGGCGACGGCUACGGCAAUGCGGCGGCGGCGGUGCCCGGCGGCACCGCGCAGACGAGGGACUACUACCUGGACUCCUCCAGCUCCAGCAGGAGGCGGCGAAGCGUGGACCGCUCCACCACCUCUGGGCGCAACUCAUUCUCCGACGCCAACCACGGCGGCGAGCUGCCCGCCACCAGCAGGGCGACGACGGCGACGAAUGCCAACGGCAAUGCCAGGGUCUCGCCGGCCAUCGCCGCAGAGCGGCUAUACCACCACCACUAUCAUCAUGAGGCGCAGAGCGUGCUCGUCCACCACCAGUACUGCAGGGACGACGACUUCUCCGGGAGCUUCGGCUCGGCUCGGCAUCCUCGUCAGAAUCCGGCGAGCAAGCCGCCGCCUAACAAGAAGGGGAUCAGAGGGUGGAGCAUCUGGGGCCUCCUCAUACACAAGAAGAGCAGCAGGAAGCAGCAGCAGCAGCAGCCUGAGGGGCCAUUCUUCUCAUCAGAAGCAGCAGCAGCAGGAGAGUACCCGUGGCCCGAGCUCCGCGCCAGGGGGUACAACGGGCAGAUGCUCCGGUGCAACAGCAGCAUGAGCGCCAGAAGCUCCUUCAGCGGCGGCGUGGCGGCGAUGAUCGGCGGCAGCGGGAGGAGGAGCAUCUCCGGUGCGGACAUGCGUGAUGUCGUCAGAGAUGGCGUCGAGAGGAGGACGAGGAGGGACGAGGUCCUGCUGGAGAGGACAAGGUCUUCUUCUUCCUACUCGAGAUCCGGGCAUGGCCUUGAUCCCAACAUUCCCAGGCGUUCCUCUUCCAAACAUGAGUUGAAUUCGAUGCACAGGAGGAGCACGCUUGGACUCUAG